AUGACCUUCAAGGUCACGUGUGCCAUUGGGAAUGCUUCAUUUUCUAUGGACGGCAUAGUUAAUGUCUUAAAUAUCAAUGAUAAUGCUCCUACUACUCAACAUGGAAACAUCACUACGAAUUUAACAUUUGGAAUUAAACCCGGAGAAAAUUCUCUGAAGUUCGCAGUAAGUGUCGUGGACAAGGACUCGAACGAUGUAAAUGACCUGGUGGUCCGAAUAGAAAAUGAUACCAUGAAUCUUUUCGCCGUGAAGGAUAAGAAGAUGUAUGAAAAUCUUGGAGAGGGAAGAAACACCUUUCUAAGUGCAGACAUUGAAUCCAAGACAACUCUCUCGUUUCCAGGCCCAGAAUAUAAUUUCUCUGUUGUUUUGGAAGAUAGAUCUUUACUACACAAAGAUAGAAUGGUUGUCUACAGAAUUUCUAUUAUUAACGAAACUGAACUGGAACUGGAUUUGAAUGAAAUGUACGAAAUUAAUGUUUCCAGAAAUGCCGCUCCAUUUGCUAGAAUUAUUCAGCUGUCUGCGGCUGCUCUGAACUACAAAUUCCAGCUAGAUAUUGGGGUAAAGAAUUACGAUUGGCUGGGAAUCACCGAAAAGACUGGCAUCAUUUUCAUCAAAGAUCCCGGAUUCAUGCCCGAACCAUCCACGGUCAGAAGAAACGUCAAUUGGUUUUUCAAAAACGACACUCACAGCAAGACGGGGAAUAUCUUGUUGUUACUCACAAUACAAGAAGGUCCCUUGAAACCUUGUGCUGCAGAUAUUAAUUGGUGUUCCAACAACGAGAAUCAAGAACGUUGUGUGAGCACCUGCGGUAAUGGAUCACCAAGUGGUUUCUGUGAAUGGCGCACUGGAUCUUUGACCAGUAACGGACCGACUGUGGAUUACGCCACUUGUUCUCCCGAUUUCCUGACGUGUCCAGACAGGCAGUGUGAUGAACUCGAACAAAUGGAACCUACUCUCUGCCCUCAAGAUUGUGCAAAACAUUUCGUUGGAGAAGUUCAAGUCCCGAAAACAGGGCCGGGGCUGUACGGAGCAGUGAGCCCUUGCUUCUGCCCCUCUAUUGAUCACUGCAUUUGCGGGAAGCAUACCCAACCCGCUGAGAUGAGGCACUAUCAGCACAAAGUACCAACCGCGCCUCCCACCGUCGAGAUCAACAACGUUUCUCUCAUCGAAAAUAAAGAGGAAACCUCAACUGAUGACGUCACAGCUCCUUUACCAGGUUUCUUGACGGAUGGGACAUGCGGGCCCGGGUGCGUUGUUUUCGCUUCUAUUGUCCCAGCUGGGCUCCUGAUCGUUCUGAUUGUCCUUUUGGUGACGAGGAGAAUGCGAAUUGUGAGAAUGAAUAAGCACAAAUUUGUCAGCAGCCACAUUUCUCUGUCAGGUGUGCCCUCCGACUACGUGGAUGAGAGGUCGAAUUCGGCCCAGGAAUCCCGACAUACUCCUAGCGAGACAUCAAGCUUCGGAAAGGCGACUAUUGAUUCUAAGUGGGAGUUUCCGAAAAGCCGCCUCCAGCUCCUGUCGCCACUUGGCGAAGGAGAGUUUGGGAAAGUCAUGAAAGCACAAGCAUGGAACAUCGCCGGCAAUAAGGGUUAUACUACGGUUGCAGUGAAGAUGCUCAAAGAAAAUGGUGGAAUUCAGGAGAAGCAGGAUUUGAUGACGGAGUUUCUGCUUUUGAAGGAAAUAUCACAUCCAAAUAUUAUCCGGCUUUUAGGAGCAUCGCUGGAAAAAAAUGGUCAGUUCUACUUGAUCGUGGAAUAUGCCGAAUUGGGAUCGCUGAGAGCGUAUCUUCGCAAGAGACGACGUCACAACACCUGUUGCAAGUACAAUGCCACCUACGGAAUCGAGAUGCCGGGCCCUACAGAGGGAUACAGGGAUUACUACCAGUUUCCAUGUGAGAGAUCUCGGCACGAACCCAACCACAGUUAUUUUCAUAAGGAACAGCUCUCCUUCGCUUGGCAGAUAGCUAAGGGGAUGUCCUAUCUGUCCGACAUGAAGCUCGUUCACAGAGAUUUGGCUACAAGAAACAUACUUUUGGCGAAGCACAGAGUAGUUAAAAUUUCUGAUUUCGGCCUCUCUAGAGACAUCUAUGAAGGCGAUGCCUAUCUGAAGAAAACAAAAGGUCGUGUUCCAGUCAAAUGGAUGGCUAUUGAAUCUUUGGAAGACCAAAUAUAUACCUCAAGAAGUGAUGUGUGGUCAUUUGGAGUAGUACUGUGGGAGAUUAUGAUGCUUGGAGCAACACCGUAUCCUGGUAUCACACCCCAACGACUCUACAAUCUUCUCAAGGCUGGGUACAGAAUGACGAAACCAGAAACCUGCUCCGAUGAUUUGUAUUAUCUCAUGAGACAGUGUUGGAGAGCUUAUCCUCGCGAAAGACCCUCCUUCAAGGAACUCGUUCUCAAACUGGAUUUGAUGCUUCAAGACACUGUGGAAUACAUGGAUUUCGUACCAAAAGGAGGAAGACGACGUUCUCGUAAACUUGUUCCACCUCCUAAUGGUCUUGUUCCAACCUUACAGUACACCAGUGUACUCAUAGAAAAUGAAGAAGAGGAAUGCUUGGAUUCGGAAUCGAACGAGAACAUUGGUCUUGACAGGCUUUUCAGUCAAUCUCCAAGAAUGCAAGCCGCCUAUAACUUUCAUGAAUCUGUAGCAUAA
This is a messenger RNA of Argiope bruennichi, 2649 nucleotides long. Its product is annotated as proto-oncogene tyrosine-protein kinase receptor Ret-like. Lineage: Eukaryota; Metazoa; Arthropoda; Arachnida; Araneae; Araneidae. The transcript is spliced from 19 exons. The record is from RefSeq and is a predicted model, not a curated record. Gene Ontology annotation, biological process: cell surface receptor protein tyrosine kinase signaling pathway; protein phosphorylation; multicellular organism development. The coding region runs from base 1 to 2649 and encodes 882 amino acids. Gene Ontology annotation, cellular component: signaling receptor complex; axon. Gene Ontology annotation, molecular function: ATP binding; transmembrane receptor protein tyrosine kinase activity.